AUGCAUCGUGCUCUACUACGCCAUACCCUCAUUCUCGCCGUAGUCUCUAUUGCUUCAUCAGUGUCGGCUUUCUGGACAGAAAACGACAAUAAUACCAACAACCAGCCUCAGCAAUGGUCGUCUUAUUUCCAGCAACGACAAGCCGGAGCCUGUGGCACUGGGGAACCAAGCCCGGCGCUGAGAGAUGCACAUAAACGCUUGUCCUCGACCGAGUACAGACAGGUAGUAGUGGGUGACGGCGAUAGUAGCAGCAAUGCUAGUAGUCGUCCUCCGGUCGAUUCAUUGCCUCGUAUACAAGUCGAUACAUGGUUUCACGUUGUGAGUACAAGUGACCAGGCUGAUCUAGUCACGAAUGCGAUGAUAGCAGAUCAGUUUGUCUACCUGCAACAGGCAUAUGCAAAUACGAGCAUACACUACACUCUUAGGGGCGUGGAUCGAAGUAUCAACGACACCUGGGCGCGAAAUGGGGAUGCAUUAGCAAUGAAGAGAACACUGCGCCGAGGCUCCUACAGUGCUCUCAAUAUCUAUUUCCAGACGAACUUGGAGAUGUCGGAUCCUUCAGGAGUCAACUCUCGUAACGCCAUGAAUCAUAAUCGCAAUGCUGUGACCAAGUUCCCACGGGAUCAGGAACCACACUAUUCUUCAUCGUCGGCAUCAUCAUCAGCACCAAACCUCCUGGGAUUCUGCACCCUCCCCAACCCACAGAUCAACAGCAGCAGCACUCUGGAUGACUACAUCAGCGACGGCUGCAACAUCCUCGCUGCCACCAUGCCCGGUGGCUCAAUUACCCAUUACAACCGCGGCGGCACCGCGGUGCACGAAGUCGGGCACUGGCACGGUCUGCUACACACAUUCCAAGACGAGACUUGUGCCCCCGGCGACGAGGGCGACUAUAUUCCAGAUACUCCGCAGCAAUCAACGCCAACGGAUGGUUGUCCUGCUCCUGGUACGAAGGAUUCGUGCCCUGAUUUACCGGGUUUGGAUGCCAUUUCGAAUUUCAUGGAUUAUUCGUCGGACGAUUGCUAUCAGAAUUUUACGUAUGAUCAGGCUAUGAGGAUGCGGAGUAUGUGGUCGGCUAUGAGGGAAGGGAAGUAG
Molecule: messenger RNA, 1095 nt
Organism: Talaromyces atroroseus
Lineage: Eukaryota; Fungi; Ascomycota; Eurotiomycetes; Eurotiales; Trichocomaceae
Product: Extracellular metalloprotease
Exons: 2
Coding region: 1-1095 (364 amino acids)
Molecular function (GO): metallopeptidase activity
Source: RefSeq, a predicted model, not a curated record